Molecule: messenger RNA, 2378 nt
Organism: Branchiostoma floridae (Florida lancelet)
Lineage: Eukaryota; Metazoa; Chordata; Leptocardii; Amphioxiformes; Branchiostomatidae
Product: sulfotransferase family cytosolic 1B member 1-like
Exons: 7
Coding region: 180-1049 (289 amino acids)
Biological process (GO): sulfation
Cellular component (GO): cytoplasm
Molecular function (GO): sulfotransferase activity
Source: RefSeq, a predicted model, not a curated record
GUCGCUAUUGUCGUGCUGCCGACCUGCAUGUGGCUUGGGGUCACGUUCACAGCGCUAAAUAUAUUUCUAGUCACAAGUCGCAUAUUUGGCGUCCCUCACUUGCACUGGAUGACAAGACACGACGAUCUCAAGAUUUCAGAGGGCAUGCCCAGACUUGAGCACAUGCAGUACUAUCUUGUAUGACCAAUACACCAGAAAGGAUGGCCACGCCUCCAUACGUAUUUCCCGGGCCGGACCUACCGUACACUGAAUGGAGGGGUAUCCAGUUCCUAUGUUUGGUGACUAGAGACAACCUGGAGUCCAUACAGAAUUUUCAGUUCAAAGAUGGCGACGUUGUCAUCAUUGGAUUCCCAAAGACAGGCACACAUUGGAUGAGGCAAAUCGUGCACAAAAUCAUGUACGGAAGGGGAGAAAGGUGCAACGAGCACAAUGACUACGUCCUGGAGUUCACUUGGCCUGAUAGGCUGCCAUGCCAAGAAGAACUGUCAGGAGUCGCUUCUCCGAGGCUAAUGGUCACCUACCUCAGCAGAGAUCUGGUCUCACGAGGAUUGGCCCAGCCGUCCAAGAAGAUCAAGGUAUUGGUGGUAAUGAGAAACCCAAAAGACGUGUGUGUUUCCUUCUACCACUGGUCCAUAAAAAGCAACUUUUUCAAAACGCCUGAAUCCUGGGACUCUUUUCAGGCAGACUUCUUGGCAGGAAAACUCUCACGAGGGUCCUAUUAUGAUCAUCUCCUUGGCUGGUGGCAGUUGAGGAACGAUCCCCACUUCCUGUUCGUCAAGUACGAGGAUCUGAAGAAGAGAAUGUGUUCGUCAGUGAAGAGGAUGGCAGAGUUUCUGGACGAGCCUCUCAGCGAUGCUGACGUGGAGUCCAUCUUGCAGUCUUGUAGUUUUGACACACCGUCAGAGCCCGGAACACCACUGUCAUACAUAAAGAGAAAAGGUGUCGUUGGUGACUGGAAGAACAUCUUCACAGAGCCACAGAGUGAGGCGUUCGACAAGCAUUUCAGAGAGAAAUUCGAAGGAAGUGGGCUUGAGUUUGAGUAUGAUUAGAGUAUGACACAGUAUAUAAUGUUAACAUUUGUUAAGCUGAACCCGAUUAUGUUUUAUUUGCAUUGCCCGUGUGUAAGCAUUGUAAGUAGUUGCUGUUACACAAGCGACCAAUAACAUGUUGUGGUGCGAACUGGGUAUUCGCCUUUUUAGUGUUAUAAUAAGCCGAAAUUUCAAUUGUGCUAGGUAGUAACUCGUAAUAUUUCAUCGAUCAUGUAUUGUCUAUUGACAAUAUGUCUGUAUUAUGAAUCCCACAAUUCGAUCAGCGUGUUGGCUUCCAAGAGCUCGAGGUUCAACCAAGGAGCCUGCCUGUAAUGUCCUAGUCCUUCGAGUGGAAUAGCUAGAAGAAGACUAGUAAAUACUUAAAAUCUACUUCGUAUUUUCUAUGAAUUAUUGCACAAACAACUAUCCACAGCGUCAUAUAAGAGCCAUGCCAUAUGUGCACUGCAUAUCAGACCAGAUGUAGCUGGAUGUGGCAGGUUGUGGUAUAGGCAAACCACGACAGGGUCGUAUUUUCCCCCACUGAAUAUAUAAUUUAUUACAAUAUCAUUUCAAAUGUGAGUUUCCAGCAUUUUCUCCACUGUGGUUUCAGAUUUUGUAUAUGUAACUAAACGUUGCGUCGAUGAAGGUUAGACAUACAGAUAAUAAGAUACGCCAAAUCAUGAGUAAUUCAGUAACUUGAUAUGAUUUUUGAAACUAAUCUUUCAUAAUCCUACUACUCGAAAAGACAUUUUCAUAAUCGCAGUCAUCUCCAAAAAUUGUUGUUACCCUUGGAUUUGGACAUAGACAUUUCCUAUCAUAAAGUAACUAAAUCAAAGAGCCGUUGACAAAUAAAACAAAAACACAAUCAUUGUCGUUUACCAUUUAUUACCUAUAUGGGUCUGCUGUGAAUGAUUCAGUACCAGUUUUCAGUUGAAAUGUCGAACUUGUUACGUUCUUUAACCAUCUUGACUUGAUAACCCUUCAUUCUGUUAUGUUAUAAAGGCAAUAUAUAAUGCCUACGGUUGUAUCUUAUACAUUGAUGUAUAUAUGAUGUAUGUGCGGUACACCUUUGACAAGUUGUGGGAUGUACAAAGAUACCCGGAGUCAUUGGAAAUUUCAUUGUCUUUGUCAAUGCGCAUUAUUUUAUACACAGUUGUAUGCCUCUUAUUAGCCUGAAAACAACCUCUUUUAAGCGUUCUAACUGAAACCUUUUUCUUCAUCACCACAGCAUACCUCUUUCUAUUGGUAACCUACUGUAUUUAAGUUCAACGGUCAAGAAUGAUUCAAGCAGACAUUUUAUUUUAGGGUCAGAAUUUUAAAACGAAUAAUAAAUGCAUUUCAAGACUUAAA